This is a messenger RNA of Protopolystoma xenopodis, 480 nucleotides long. The record is from the annotation of a GenBank genome assembly. Lineage: Eukaryota; Metazoa; Platyhelminthes; Monogenea; Polystomatidea; Polystomatidae.
AUGUUGGAAAAAUUACUGCGUCCCCAGAGCACCACACUUCCCGGAUUUCCCGUCUGUCCGGUCUGCUACUUCAACCUGCUCGGCCAAUGGCGCCUGCAGGCUCGACGCGGAGUUGCGCCGCCUCAUCGUGGCCGUUACGUCUACACCGAGCAUAUCUGCCAAGCCUCCGCCGGGCCGGCUCACUUGCCUACGGCGUUGCCGAUGGCAACCUGGGACUCAGCACCCCGUCGGACUGACUCACAAGGUACAUGUCUGUCGGUCGGUGCUGUGUGUGGACGCUUGAUGGCGUUGCGCGGCGGUGAAGCCUGUCUUCUCCACGAGACGGUUGUGUGUCCUGACUGCUGGGUGUCGAUCACUUCAGCUGCAAACGGAAUCACAAAACACGGUAACUUCCCUUCACAGGAAUUGCACUGGGUUGCCUGGGCUAGAGUCGAGUUUUUUUUUAUCAAAUCCGAAUGCUUGUUUUUCGUAUUUCCCUAA